Molecule: messenger RNA, 1148 nt
Organism: Chiloscyllium plagiosum (whitespotted bambooshark)
Lineage: Eukaryota; Metazoa; Chordata; Chondrichthyes; Orectolobiformes; Hemiscylliidae
Product: P2R1A-PPP2R2A-interacting phosphatase regulator 1-like
Molecular function (GO): protein serine/threonine phosphatase inhibitor activity
Source: RefSeq, a predicted model, not a curated record
AGAAGAGCCUGUGUUGGCUUUUUGUGUUUUGGAAGGCGUUGUCUCUUUCCCAGGUACAAUCUACGAACGAGUGGUUCCCUGGUCGUUCUUCAUGUGUGAGCCUAAACGCGACUCCUCUCCAGUGUUUCAGCCAACGUCGCUCCGUUGUCGGAGGAGCAGUGCCUCAGUAAACCUCAGCUGUCCAAGCUCGUCGUUCCCGCUGUCACCAUUCCGAACUUUCAGCAGCAGGAUUGACCAGAUUCGGCAGGAGGAGAGCAUGGAUGUGAUGAAUCGGGAGGCUGCACAUGAAAGAGGGAUCCACACAGCCAUGCAAAUGAGCUGCUCACGGGAGGAUGGUUUUGCGCUGUGUGACCAGAUGGUGACUGCUGAGCAGGAGGACCAGACUUUGACUUUGCAGAGGGAGGAUAUUUUCCCCUUGUCUCCCUCUCCUUCUCCGACGCGGAUUGGCAAGCAGUACUUCUCAUCAUCCCAGCCGAUUCUGAUACCCAAAGGUGGCAUCACCCCAAAUUCCUCUCCAAGUCCCACUCGCCGUAUUGCAAGCAGGAGGAGUGUCAGCCCGAGUGUUGCUAUACGACCCAGUGCCUUGGGACCAUUGAAGAGGAAAGGGGACAUGGAAGUGGAUUCUCCCCCAAAGAAAUUGUUUGUCAGUGGUGUUCCUGGGAUCGGAAAUGCUGAGACUCCUCUGCUAACACCAUUGCUUUCACACAGCCUGGAAUGUGUGAACAGCAGCCCUCCACAGACCGUGCCUCCAUCAGGGCCUUAUGUCGCAGCUUCACCAUCCGCAGCCGAGAUCGGUUUCACUUCGCCAUUCGCCUCUGUGGCUCACCCCCCUGGAAUGUGAACAAAAGAGACAAUCACCCUUAUUCUAAGAGAUGGGCUACAUAAAGCACUUUGUUAGAGGAGACUGUAUAAUAGCAUUCCUAAUCAGUAUUUUAUAGUCGAUUGUAUAGUUAAUUAGUGAAAGAAACCAUUCAAGGGCGGUCAGUGAGUAAGGGAACAGAAUUUGCUCCUGCCUGCCACUUGGCCUGGAACUGCACAAUUCAUGGUUGGAGCUAACCUGACUCUUUGUCAUUUGGGUUCAGACCUAGUGCCUGCCCACUGUACAUACCACUGUAUGAAUCGCUGUAGAAAAAUUAAGUUGUUGUGAA